Messenger RNA from Alternaria atra, 1320 nucleotides. RefSeq lists its product as uncharacterized. NCBI's taxonomy places the organism in Eukaryota, Fungi, Ascomycota, Dothideomycetes, Pleosporales, Pleosporaceae. The coding region runs from base 1 to 1320 and encodes 439 amino acids. Gene Ontology annotation, biological process: transmembrane transport. Gene Ontology annotation, cellular component: fungal-type vacuole membrane. The record is from RefSeq and is a predicted model, not a curated record. Gene Ontology annotation, molecular function: transmembrane transporter activity. The transcript is spliced from 5 exons.
AUGGCGGACGAGAGAGAGCCGUUGCUUUCUUACCAUGAGGUGCAGCGUGAAAGAACGGAGCAGCUGCUCGCGCACGAGAUCACAGCGAGUGCGCAGGCUAAUGAAGACUACCCUAUUGAUCAUGGGAAAGUGGCUUGGAUGCAGGUGUUGGGUGGAUUUAUUUUGUUUGCGAAUAGCUGGGGUUUACCAAAUGCGUUCGGAGUUUUCCAGACUUACUACGUUGACAGCCUGAUGCCAGAACAAGAUGCAGCGCGUAUCGCAUGGAUUGGCUCAAUACAGUUAUUCUUCACUACCAUCGGUUGCUUACCUGGUGGUAUGCUGCUUGAUCGGGGAUACCUCAAGUCUACGAUUGCCGUGGGCACGGUCUUGGAACUACUUGGUUUGAUCCUGACUUCUUUCUUCAAGAGCUAUUGGCCCAUCUUCUUCGCCCAGGGAGUGUGCAUGGGUAUCGGGAGCGGUCUGAUGGCGAUAGUGCCUGUUGCUGUACUAGCAAUGUUUUUUGAAAAGAAGCGGAUGCUGGCUACCGGUCUUGCGUCGACGGGCGCUAGUGUGGCUGGUAUUGCGUAUACGCUCUCGAUGCGCUCGCUCUUCCUCAGCGUGGGUUUUGCAUGGGCUGUCCGUAUCUUCGCGCUCAUCAUACUGGUUACCAACGUCAUCGCUUUUGCGGUGAUGCGGUUGCAGCUUCAGUACGGAUCCAAGGGCUCCAGCUUCGGCUUUCACCAUUUCAAAGACUUGCCGUACACGGUAUUUGUCAUUGCGUUUACGCUGUUUGUCGCUUCAUCCUUCGUACCCUUCUUCUUUAUCCAAGAAUAUGCCAUCAAACUGGGUGUGUCGAAAGACAUGGCAUUCAAUCUACUAUCCAUCAUGAAUGCGGCAAACAUAUUCGGACGCUUUGUACCGAAUUUCAUUGCUGAUCGAUAUGGCGGUGUGAAUACCCUGCUUCCCCUUACAAUCGCAUGCAUCAUCACCCUCUGCAUGCUUCCUCUCGCCCAAGAAAUCAACGGUCUCAUCGCCAUUAGUAUCGUAUACGGUUUCCUCUCUGGUGGCGUGAUCAUCAUCCCUGGCCCUACCAUCACCGACCUCUCGCCCAGCAAGGCCGAGAUUGGUGUUCGCCUAGGCCUUGCCUACCUCGUUGCUGCUUUCGGCGGACUGCUCGGCAAUCCCGCUACAGGGGCUAUCAAGGGGGAGGGCAAUGGCGCUGUAGAGAACUUUCAGGGUGUAUGGUUUUGCGCGGCAGCCGUUAUGGGUGCAGGUGCCGUGGCGCUUGUUGCCACGAGGUGGCUGAAGUUUGGUAGCGCGUGGGCUGUAGGAAGAGUAUGA